This is a messenger RNA of Fusarium sp. VM40, 3183 nucleotides long. The record is from the annotation of a GenBank genome assembly. Lineage: Eukaryota; Fungi; Ascomycota; Sordariomycetes; Hypocreales; Nectriaceae.
AUGGCGUACAACGGCCGUGACCAGGAGUAUGCUGGCCACGCUUUGCAGGACCUUCCUGCUGGCAGCAGCCAAUACCAUCUCCCCCCUCAAGAGAACGACGAGGAGCAGGGCCGCGGCCUCUUGAACUCGGGCUACGAGCAAGAUCGACUUGGCGCCCGAACUCCUCCCGACCGCCCUGUCUCUGCUUACAGUCUUACUGAGUCUUACGCACCCGGAGCCUCAUCUACCAUGCCUGGUCAGGGACCUACUGGAUAUGGUGAUGGUGGCAGCUUUGGACAGUUCGGCAACCUCGAUGCCGCUGCCCCUUUCCCUCGCCCAGACUCUGCCAUCGAUCCCGAGGACAGCUGGGUCGAGCGACAGCAACAGCCUCAGAUGGGUGGCGGCGGCGGCCUCGGUCGUUCAAAAACCCGAAAGAUCAAGCUUGUUCAAGGCUCCGUCCUCAGCAUUGAUUACCCCGUUCCCAGCGCUAUCAAGAACGCUGUCCAGCCCCAGUAUCGCGAUGCCGAGAGUGGCACUGAGGAGUUCCAUAAGAUGCGAUACACCGCUGCCACUUGUGAUCCCAACGACUUCACACUCAAGAACGGUUACGAUUUGCGACCUCGCAUGUACAACCGACACACUGAGUUGCUGAUUGCCAUUACAUACUAUAACGAAGAUAAGGUUCUGCUUGCCCGAACCCUGCAUCACACUAUGCAGAACAUCCGCGAUAUUGUCAACCUCAAGAAGUCGACAUUCUGGAACAAGGGUGGGCCUGCUUGGCAGAAGAUCGUUGUGUGCCUGGUUUUCGACGGUAUCGAUAAGGCUGACAAGAACACCCUCGAUGUCCUUGCGACUGUUGGUGUCUACCAGGACGGUGUUAUCAAGAAGGAUGUCGACGGCAAGGAGACCGUUGCUCAUAUCUUUGAAUACACCUCCCAGCUUUCCGUUACCCCCAACCAGCAACUUAUCCGACCCACAAACGAAGGCUCCCAGAACUUGCCACCAGUUCAGAUGAUCUUCUGUUUGAAGCAGAAGAACACCAAGAAGAUCAACUCUCAUCGAUGGCUCUUCAACGCUUUCGGUCGUAUCCUGAACCCUGAGGUGUGUAUCUUGCUCGAUGCCGGUACCAAGCCCAGUCCCCGAUCUCUCCUUGCUCUUUGGGAGGGUUUCUACAACGACAAGGAUCUCGGUGGUGCUUGUGGUGAAAUUCACGCCAUGUUGGGCAAGGGCGGCAAGAAGCUGUUCAACCCCCUCGUUGCUGUCCAGAAUUUCGAGUACAAGAUCUCCAAUAUUCUCGACAAGCCUCUUGAGUCCUCGUUCGGUUAUGUCAGUGUGUUGCCUGGUGCUUUCUCUGCUUACCGAUUCCGAGCCAUUAUGGGACGUCCUCUAGAGCAAUAUUUCCAUGGUGAUCAUACCUUGUCUAAGAUGCUUGGUAAGAAGGGUAUCGAUGGUAUGAACAUUUUCAAGAAGAACAUGUUCUUGGCCGAGGAUCGUAUUCUGUGUUUUGAGCUGGUCGCCAAGGCUGGUCAGAAGUGGCAUUUAUCUUACAUCAAGGCUGCCAAGGGUGAAACCGAUGUGCCUGAAGGAGCGGCUGAAUUCAUCAGUCAGCGUCGAAGAUGGCUCAACGGUUCGUUCGCCGCUACUCUGUACUCGCUGAUGCACUUCGGUCGUAUGUACAAGUCCGGCCACAACAUUAUCCGCAUGUUUUUCCUUCACAUUCAGCUCAUCUACACGACUCUCAACACACUCUUCGCUUGGUUCUCUCUUGGUUCGUACUGGCUUACAACUUCCGUCAUCAUGGAUCUUGUGGGUGCUCCUAACGCUGCAUCCGGUCGUCAUGCUUGGCCAUUCGGUGACACGGGUACUCCUGUUGUCAACGCCCUGCUUCAGUAUCUCUACCUGGCCUUCGUUAUGCUCCAGUUCAUUCUCGCUCUGGGUAACAGACCCAAGGGUUCCAAGUUUACCUACAUCGCAUCGUUCAUGGUCUUUGGUCUCAUUCAGGGUUACAUCCUGGUUCUCUCCGCCUACCUGGUCGUUCGUGCUUUCGACACGCCUAUUGGAGACCAGAUCUCGUUCGCCUCGACUGACGCUUUCCUCGACAGUUUCUUCGGUGGCUCAAGCGCUGGAGGUGUUAUUUUGGUUGCCCUUAUCACCAUUUACGGUCUGAACUUUGUCGCCUCGUUCAUGUACCUGGAUCCUUGGCACAUGUUCCACUCUUUCCCGUACUACCUUAUCCUCAUGUCAACCUACAUCAACAUUCUCAUGGUCUACGCAUUCAACAACUGGCACGAUGUUUCUUGGGGUACCAAGGGUUCAGACAAGGCUGAGGCACUUCCCUCUGCCCAUGUCACCAAGGGAGAGAAGAACGAGGUUGUCGUCGAAGAAGUUGAGAAGGAGCAGGAGGAUAUUGAUAGUCAGUUUGAGCAGACUGUCCGCCGAGCCCUCGCUCCUUUCAAGGAGGAGGAUGAGGUUGAGAAGGCCGAUGUUGAGGAUGGUUACAAGUCUUUCCGAACCGGUCUCGUUGUCUCUUGGCUGUUCGGAAACAUUCUUCUCAUCGUUUGUAUUACCAGCGACAAGUUUGAUAACCUCGGAUGGGGUGAACCUGCCACAGAGCGAAAGGCGCAUUACUUCCAGUUCCUUCUGUACGCUACUGCCGUACUGUCUCUUAAAAAGGAGCAGAAGGAGGCGGAGAAUGCUGAGGGUCAAGCUACAGGCGGCAAGAAGAAGAAGGUGACUGCAGCUCAGCUGCGUGUGCAAAAAGAUCUUUCAGAACUCUCUCUCGGCUCGACGAUGAAGACAGAGUUCCCCGAUCCCGACGACAUUCUCAACUUCGUGCUUACGAUCGACCCGGACGAGGGCAUGUACCGCGGCAGCCGCUUCACAUUCGACUUCAACAUUAACCAGAACUUUCCCCACGAGCCACCCAAGGUUCGCUGCCGAGAAAAGAUCUACCACCCAAACAUCGACCUCGAGGGCAAGGUUUGCCUGAACAUCCUGCGAGAGGACUGGAAGCCCGUGCUGAACUUGAAUGCUGUGAUUGUUGGCCUACAGUUCCUCUUCCUCGAACCCAACGCAUCGGACCCGCUCAACAAAGAGGCAGCCGAAGACCUGCGAAACAACCGAGAAGGAUUCAAGCGUAACGUGAGGACUACGAUGGGAGGUGGUGUAGUUAAGGGUACGACAUACGACAGGGUUCUCAAAUAG